GUCUGGGCGCCAUCGCCUGUUGCUGUCGAGAGCACUUUGGCAGCUCGUUGUAAAGCACAAUUUAGCGUUCGUACUUGCAGCAGCACGGCACCAACAAUUCCGCUCCAACAUCGCUCCCAGGAGCUUCAUACAACAUGCUGCUCUCCCUGAUCACCAUCAAUGCACUGGCGGUGAGUGCUCUCGCGCCGUCGCGCAACCGCCUCCCCGUGCAGCAACGGAGAGUUCAAAGCAGCGGCAUCUCGAUGCGCUACGGCCGCAAGCAGCUUAAAAUAAGGCAGCGCGUCAAGUCCGACCUCCAGAAGGUCGUCACAAUAGACGACCUCGCGGAAGUCAUCUCCUCGCCGGAAUUCUACCUCGCGAACCGCCGUAUGUCUGGUAGAUUGAUGACGAAGAUCCAGAAGAAGGCCGCGUCGCUCGGCUACCAGAUCGGGCUCAUGAGCGAGGAGGAGGAGGAGAUGUUCGACGAGCUCUCAGAAGAAGAAUUCGCCGAGGAGCUGCGCGCGGCGGAGCGCGGCGACGUGUCUGCUGCGGCGGUAGAGGUGUCGGAGCCCGCACCCGCGCCGGCCCCAGCUCCCGCGCCCGCGCCGGCCCCCGCGCCCCCGGCGGAGCCGCUGCCUAUUGCUGCUGAUGUUUGAACGCGGCGUCGGAAGCGCCUUACGCCAUCGACGCGACGCGGUGAUGUGCGCACAGGUAGACACGCGCGUGAUCCAGGCCAUGAAGGCGCGCGACAAGGACCUGACCUCCACGUUACGCCUCAUCAAGACGGCGCUCACGAACGCGGCGAAGGAGUCGGGCGUCGAGGCCGUCUCCGACGCGGAAGCGGUGAAGGUAUUGCGGAAGAUGUAUGUGGUACAGCGUCCGCCCCCACGCGCAGUCGCCGCGACCGUUUUCAUCACACAGGAGCAAGAUGCGCCAGGAGUCGAUAGAGAUGUUCGAGAAGGGCGGCGAGCCCGAGCGCGCGGCGGCCGAGAAGGCCGAGUUGGAUGUGAUUGCGCAGUGGCUCCCGGCGCUGGCGUCCGAAGAUACGGUACGAGGGUGGAUCCAAUCGUUAAUAGACGCCGGCAACACGAACCCGGGGAAGCUCAUGGGUAUGCUGAUGAAGGACCACAAGGACGAGCUCGACGGGAAGCUGGCGCGGGAGCUCUGCAACGAGAUGUGUGGGUAACAACUUGUGUUCAUA
Messenger RNA from Pelagomonas calceolata, 1180 nucleotides. The record is from the annotation of a GenBank genome assembly. NCBI's taxonomy places the organism in Eukaryota, Pelagophyceae, Pelagomonadales, Pelagomonadaceae.